Molecule: messenger RNA, 1890 nt
Organism: Nymphalis io (European peacock)
Lineage: Eukaryota; Metazoa; Arthropoda; Insecta; Lepidoptera; Nymphalidae
Exons: 5
Coding region: 93-803 (236 amino acids)
Source: RefSeq, a predicted model, not a curated record
UCUUGACUUUAAAGUUCAUAGAUUCUUACAAAUAUCUUGUUCAUUAGUAGUUACAAGAGACAAGUGCAUAGAAUAUUACAUAACUACCUAUUAUGGUUAUAAAACUAUACAAUAUUUUUUUUAUUUCAAUAUUAUUCAGGAGUUUGAAAUGUGAGACCACAGAAAGCACAGACACUGAAACAUUGCUGAAAACAUAUAAAAACUACAUAAACGCAUCACAUGACCUUGAUAAAAGUGAUAGAAAUAUCUUGAAGACCUGGACUGCAGACUUCCAGGUACAGUUGGUGAACGUCACCACCCACUAUCGACUAGAAAUGACGAGACACAAGGAACACAGCUUCAUGAGUAUCAAAACAAAUUCUAAGUGGAACGAGUGCAUCACUUUGCAUAAGACUGAGAUAGAUGGCGCUGAGAAAUCGUAUUACAUCGACGAAAGUAAAUGUCUGAAGAUUGCGAACGCCGAAGAGGGGAAGAAGAGACAUGCGGUUUAUCAGAUGGAGAAAGAGAUAAGAAAAUGGCGUAAGAGCUACAAAUAUUUGCUGAAACAGUGCAACUCAAAUAACCCUGGCGACGAGAAUUCAGCUGGGAUUUGUUUAGUUGAAUAUAUGCAAAAGGACAAUUAUCAUAUUACAUUCCAACGCUUGAUUCUUCUAAAACUCGAGUCAAUGUCCGAUCUGUAUUCUCAGAUACUUACGUCGCUCCGAGACUGUGAGAGUUGUUUGAAGAAAACUCUGUUCAAUUAUAUAAACGAAGUACGAACAAUAAUGGACAAUUUGAAUCGUUGUUACAAAAGAAAAAGUUAGUCAUUAUUUAAAGUUAUGUUAGCUAAUAACUUAUAGAAAAAAACGGAAAUAUGAACGUUGUGGAUUCGUCUAUGUAAAAUUUAUAUGGUUGACGUUUUUAUUUACUUUUCACACUUUAUUAAUAUCAAUUUAUAGUUUUAUAUAUUUAUAGACGCGAUCAGUUUGAAUCGCGAGUGAACCAGUGUCAUUACAAGAAUAAGGAUCAUGACACCUUAAAUUAUUUUUAAUGGUUGUAGUACUUUGUGCGAACUCGUCUGGGUAGGUACCACCGUACCACCCACUCAUCAGAUAUUCUACCGCAAAACAGCAGUACUUGGUAUUCUUGUGUUCCGGUUUGAAGGGUGAGUGAGAUAAUGUAAUUACUGGCACAAGGGACAUAUCAUCUUAGUUCCCAAGGUUGGUGUCGCAUUCCCAUGUAAGGAGUUGUUUAUACUUCAUCAGUGAUAGCCUAGUGGUCCACUUACCAGGUGACACAUUUACCCUUAUAAAAUAUAUAUAAACGGCUUUGCUUGCAAAUUGCGCAACAUAACGUAAUAUGUUAAAAUACAUAUUAGGUUACAGCAGAGUUAUUAUAAAAACCUUAUCCAUGAAAAAUACAUAUGUAUGUACCGAUUUUUAUACACUGUUUGACCGAACAAUACAAUUUCAAAUAUUUUUUUUUUUUUUUAUAGAAUAGGAAGGCGGACGAGCAUAUGGGCCACCUGAUGGUAAGUGGUCACCAACGCUCUUAGACAUUGGCAUUGUAAGAAAUGUCAACCAUCGCUUACAUAUCCAAUGCGCCACCAACCUUGGGAACUAAGAUUUUAUGUCCCUUGUGCCUGUAAUUACACUGGCUCACUCACCCUUCAAACCGGAACACAACAAUAUCAAGUAUUGCUGUUUUGCGGUAGAAUAUCUGAUGAGUGGGUGGUACCUACCCAGACGAGCUUGCACAAAGCCCUACCACCAGUUAAUAUAUACAAUUUCAAAUAUACUAAUAUAUACAAUACUAAUAUAUAUAAUUUCAAAUAUAUAUAUAUAAGAUGUAAUGAUUUAGCAUAGAUAAAAAAACAACUGAAAAAUAAUUAAAAUACUCAAAUUAGUUAAA